ACCUCCAGCAAAGUUUCCUUGAACGAGCGUGUGUAUGAUCAUCUUUCACGGAUACGCGUACACCAUUACUGCUCCGCGGAGUCAUGGAGGUUGUGUGAACGUGUUUUUACCUGUCUCAGUGCUCGGUUAUUUUGUGAGAUCUUUCUCUGCCGUGCUACUCGCUGCCUAAAGGAAAAACUCAGGUGUGCACCUCGGUGACAAAGUUUGCCUGGUCUCUGGCCCAUCACGGCUGAGUGGGGAUGUUGCCUCUGUUUUCCUGCAACACUGUUCCGGCAUCCUCGCACGGCGACAUCUAAUUUUAUCAGAGUGACGUCCCCGCUUCCAGUCAUCAAGCCACCGCUGAAAAAAAAAAACACCAUGGCCCAGCCACUCUUUCCCUCUCCCCCGUCGAGAGUGCAACGCGAAGGCCGGGAAUGAAUUAAUUAGGAGCUUUGUGAAAGUUUGGACUCUGAAAACAGAAAGAUAAAAAGUCCUUUGAUGGUGUAAUUGUGAAUGCGGUUGGGGCAUGUGCUAUUAAGUGUGUGUGUGUGUGUGUGUGUGUGUGUGUGUGUGUGUGUGUGUGUGUGUGUGUGUGUGUGUGUGUGUGUGUAUGUGUGUGUGUGUUUACAGUAGGCAAAAUGCGUUUGGAAACAAUACCAAAUGGGAAGUGACGUAAUGAAUGCAAAUAAUUGAGUGCAGAUUGAAAUAAAAGGAAGUACAUGAACGUUUUGUUGAAUGGAAUAACUCAAAACAGGAAAACAGGGAAACAGACGGUAAUAAACGGAAGGCGAUGAGGCGCAAUUGAGGCCUCGAUACUAAAACCAAAAUGAACACGCGGCAAAUGUAAUAGUAACUUAUUGCUUUUCAGUAGUGACAGAGGCGGAGAGCCGAGCAGGUCGCUAUGGAAACAGAGUGCGUGAGUAAGUAGCACGAAUCCAACAGUGAAAAGAAAAUAUCGCACUUUGGUGAUAUGAAGUGGCAGGAGGAGAGAGGCAGUGGACGGGAAGUGACAGGCGACCAAACCCGGCAGUGCAUCUCCCCACCUGUACCUGUAACCAGCGUGCCAGCCUCUCACUGCAGCGUCCUGUGUCUCGGAGAUGUAUCACACCGCGGGGCUUCUUUAUACCACGACUCUUCGCUUUGUGCCGCCAGUGCGUGUUGCUGCAUCAGAAUCGGGAGCGGCACUUCAUUCCCCCACUCCCCCUUUGUUCCGUCUUCACCCGGGUCGAGGCGGCGGUGUGAUCAAGGACCUUCCCCUCAGUCUGAAUUAAGGGCAGGCUCAGGGGAGACGUACAUUCAGGAUGCCUCCAGAAGGAACGCCUCGACACGUGUGGCUUCCCCCGGGGCUCUCCUGAUGGUCCUUCUUCUCCAGGCCACCUUAGGGAUCGCCAGUGCUAAAGCGCCCCCGGAGAAUGUGGAGGACAAUGGCUACGUGGACCACCCAGCUGCCCUGCCGCGGUCCGAAACACUGACACCCCGCAGCUGGUGCUCUGGUACCGCCGGCGGGAGAAUCACCCCUUCUACAGUUACGAUGCGAGGAGCGGCAACCUGUCAGCCGGUUCGGGAAGAGUUCAUGAUGAUGUUCUGGGACCCCCGAUCACAGUUCCUGCUGGUGAAGAAGACAUACCGUCCGGGACCCCAGGACCCCCCGGGCGCCCUCCCAGUCUUCCCCGGGUGGCUGGAGUUGCAGCAGGUGACGCGAGAGGAUGCUGGAGGCUUCACUUGCAGGGUUGACUUCCUCGACGCGCCCACACAAACCCACCGCCUUCACCUCAUAGUAUACGAGAAGCCGUCUGCCGUGAUGGUAGUGGACGGGCAGGGGAGGACUGUACCACGGGGGGCCGGCGGGAUGCUGGUGGCGGGGCCUUUCAACCAGGGGAUGCGACCCUUUCUAACUUGCUACGUGCAGGGCGGCUGGCCACUACCGAACAUUGAGUGGGUGAAGGGCGGAGUCCAGCUCACCAACGCCUCCACUAGCGUGAGUGGCGGCGAUGGCUCCCUCACCAACCGGCUCUAUCUGCCUCCUCUCACCGCCGCUGACUACCUCGCGGAGCUGCAGUGCGUCGUGACCAACAACAACCUGACGGCGCCCAUCGUCACCAACGUCAGGAUCGACAUGAAUAUCGAGCCUGCGAGUGUGCUCAUAACGGGAGCCGAGAAGGCCCUGCAGGCGGGCACCCGUCACGAGGUGAAAUGUGUCUCCACGGGCUCGCGACCCCCGGCUAACCUCACCUGGGAUCUGCAGGACGAGGCUGACUGGUCGCCCCUGCAGGUGACGCAGACGGUGACUCGGACGGGAUCUUCUGAGAGCCGCGUAGCGUGGACGAUCCAGGCCAGCGAUGAUGGGCGCCGCCUUUCCUGCACGGCGACAAAUCCACGCAACUCUGCUUAUGCUGUCAUGAACUACACCACUCUCACAGUCAUCCAUCCACCCAUCGUGAGCCUCUCCAUCGGGCGUGGCCUUGACCCGUCCAGCAUCAAGGAGGGCGGGGAUGUGUACUUCACCUGCAGCGUCACCGCCAACCCGCCGCCCACACGCAUCACCUUCUACCACCAGGGAGAGGAGGUGCAGCAGGGGAAGCGCGGCGCGGGCGUGGUGCUGGUGACGGGGGACUCUCUGGUGCUGCAGAAGGUGGGGCGGCAGGGCGGGGGGCGGUACUCCUGCAGCGCCGCAAACUCCCGGGGCACGGAGACCAGCAACACGAUCAGUCUCAACGUGCUGUAUGCCCCUCGGUGUCAGGUGGAUGAGCAGGUGGUGACUGUGACGCCAGGAGAGAACGUGACGGUAGUGUGUGCCGUGGACGCCUUCCCGCCGCCGGACCGCUUCUCCUGGUCUCUCAACAGCACUCAGGACGGCCUACAAGCAGUGCCCAAGAGCGAGUUUGAAUGGUCGGGCAACACCUCCCGUCUCACCUACACCACGCCGCUCUCCCUCACCAAGAUGAUCGUGCUGUGCUGGGCCAUGAACAAGCAGGGCACCAACGGCCACCCAUGCACCACUCUGCUCAUCCCUGCAGGUGUGCCGGAGCGCGUGGAGAGCUGCACGGUCGUUGAGCAGCGGGUGUCUUCCCUCAGAGUGACCUGCGCGCCGGGCUUCGAUGGCGGACUGCGGCAGAGAUUUAUAGCCUUGGUGCUCGAACCCGGGGAUCAACGACUGGUGGCGAAUGUGACGGCAGACGAGCCUCAGUUUACCCUCGGCGGCCUGGCUCCGGGGCUCGACUACGUGGUGAAGGUGUUCUCGUUCAACAGCCGCGGCAGAUCGGAACCUUACGUGCUGGACGGGUUCUCUCUCAAAGUGGCGGAGAAUCGUAUGGACUCGGGCGCCGCGGGACCCAGCCAAGGCGCCUCUCCUCUCCUCGCCCUCUUCAUAGGAGUGUUGGCGGCCUUCGUGCUCACCCUCACCGUGAUCAUCGUGGCUACAAAGCUAAGGUGCCGUGCCAGGGCUUCCCCAAGGGGUGGUGCUGAGGGCGGCAAGAGCGAAGACAGCGAGGAUGAUGAGGAAGGUCAAGGAGGUGGAGAGAGAAAAAGUUCAGCGGAAGAGAAGCUGAUGACCAUGAUGAGACCUGACUGUGAGGAAAUGGCUAAAGAAGCACUUUCACUCCAACAACAACAGCAGCAGCAGCAGCAACAGCAGCAGCAACAGCCACAGCCGCAACAACAGCUGCCGCCGCAACAACAGCAACACCACCUCCCGCAGCAGCUGUUUGGGAUGUCCUCUUCUCAUGAAGCAGGAUCGCCGCUGGACUACACGCGCCUCGACUGCAAAACUUCAGAUUCCCUCUAUAGUUCCUGCGCAAGCAAUCGGUGCGGCAUCGGGUACUCCACCGAGUCCGCCAUGUUGCUUUCUUCGUCUCCCUCGGCCCUGCAGCGGCACCGUCGGCAUGCUGGCGGGGACUCCCUGCACGGGUGGCGGGGAGGGGGCUGCUGUGGGCGGCGGGCCGAUGAUGGGCAUGAUGUACGGCUCCCUGGGGCGAUCCCUGGGACAGACGUGGGGCCAGUACAGCAGUCUCAGCCGGCCCCCGCCCCCUACCUACGAUCCCGAGGCUGGAACACGUUUCCACACUCUCUCGGCUGGCAGUCCUUGCACUCGACGCCCCAGUGAGAGCUUCGUGUGAGGGCGGGAGAGAGCGGCGACGGUGGCGCCUCUGCUCCACGCCGAGGGCCAUGUUUGCUCGAGAUGCGCCGUCGCGGUUCCUGGUCUUGAUGUCACUGCUGAGAGCCAUUGCCGCCAUUGCCACCGCAGCUCAACGGCACUGCUAGGCCUCCGCCAGACCCGUGAGAGGAUAUGAGGGUGAGACAAGAGGGAAGCAAGGAAGGCAGAGAAAGAGGGCGAGACUUCUCCUUUGUCCUCCUUUUUCCUCCUCUCUCGUCUGCAGCAAGAUUGAAUGUAUAACUUGGCCUGUCGACCGGAAUUGCUGCCUUCAUCCCCAUUCCAUUUCCAGCUUCCCACCCGACACCUCAUCGGGACGGUGAAGAAAACAAAACUCCUCCAUGACCUCUCUGUGGUGAGGACGAAAUCCCAGUGUCACAAUCUCCAAAUCGUCUUGGGGUAGAAGUUUUAUAGCUUGGACGUGAACUUUUGUCCUCUCGCUCUCUCUUUCGAACGAGUGGAUGCACUUUAGACAGGUGGUAUACUUUUAAUUUAUGUCUAGCCAGGAGUCGUAGGGAAAGUCCUUUCUUUCAUCGUCUCGCUUUUCACAUUAAACGAUGAUCCAGGUUGAAGUGAGAAAAUUGAAGGAAAAAAUUAUACUACCGCUUCUCCCCUUUCCUUCCCACCCCGAAAAGGAACCUGGAAAAUAAAAGGCAUCAUUUCGCUCGUUGGUCUGAUGGAGGGAUUAGUGAGGAUCGGACGGAAGAAAUAAGACUUACUAGGUUACGAGUGGAGGACUGCUGACGCUGAUCCGUGUGCCAGAAAACUCGGGCAAACAUAGUGGCAGACUUAUUCUUACGAAUCACAAUCAUGAGUCGUGGAAAAUAUUCUUGUUUACUUUACGGAUAACGCGAGAGUGGUGAGGCAGUGGUGGUGCCAAGGAGGAAAACCAGUGGCGGACGCGUCUUUGAGGAGUGUGGUGACCGAGUGUUUAAUUUGUGAUCUCAUUUCUCUUCUGUCCUAGUCCAAGACUGACAGACAUUAUGUGCACUCGUGGCACCAUCAAGACUUCAGCGAGUUGUCACUCAGUGCACAGCCGCAAUAUAAGGAUUAUUACAGGUUUCAUUAAAAAACAGGUGCUUUUCAAGUCCGGGAAACUGACAUAUGUAGGUAAUGAAACUUAUAUUUUCUCGUUAAUCAACAAUGAUUCGACUCAGUUACUUCAUUGUAGUAAAAGAUAACAUCGCCAGUGAAGUGAAGUGGUUGCUUGUUAAAAUGUUGAAAUAUUAGUAAGACUUGCAAGCGGGGACCCAUUACGGUGACAUUCAGUAUACAAGUAUUUAUUUUUUAACAAUGAAAUACUUGUGUAACGAACGUAACGAAAACCAAUUAUGGCGAAAAACUUCCUGGGAAAAAGUCAUGUUGCAAAAAUAUCGGGAAAAAAUUGUGAUCGUAUUUAAUAAAUCAGACCAGAAAAAAAAUUUCUUCGUUAAUUCCUAUGUAACAAUAAUAAUUAAAUGAAUAGAUAAGUAAAUAAAUGUCGAGUUAUGAAAGAAAAAUAAAACUAAAACAACCACCGUUGUGAAACAAAAGAAAUAACGGUAAAGAAUAACCAACACGAACCGGAUAACAAUUAAAAACACAUGAAUAACAUGAAGCAGAAGACAAAAUACUGUACGUGGCUCUCUAAUGUUAAUCUACAGGCGAGUUAAUAUAAUAAAACCUCUUGGUGCCUCUUCAUACUCCAGGUGAAGAAUUUUAUAUGUCGUUUCGUGGAGUGACGUAUGUUUGGUGUAGUGGUGUGGAAUCCGAGUGCUUUGUGUAGUAAGGGAGGGAGCGAAUGCUGAUGGCAGGACAAGGCAAAGAAGACUAUAACAGGUUAAAAGAAAACACGAAAAUAUAGAGUAUAGUGGAGUUAUACUAUAUCAGAAGGAGACCGAGUAUAGUGAUAAAUGUGAUGGUGGAAGCAAGGAAAUUAAAAUAUUAACAGCAGGUGCCUGGGUAGUGUGUGUGUGUGUGUGUGUGUGUGUGUGUGUGUGUGUGUGUGUGUGUGUGUGUGUGUGCGCGCGCGUGUGUGUGUUGUAGUGAUGAUAUGUUAAAUGGGCAGUUUUGUAAAUAAACUUGCAUAUAUAUCUAAUAAAAAUAUCAGCAUA
This is a messenger RNA of Scylla paramamosain (green mud crab), 6222 nucleotides long. Its product is annotated as nephrin-like. The coding region runs from base 950 to 4081 and encodes 1043 amino acids. The record is from RefSeq and is a predicted model, not a curated record. Gene Ontology annotation, molecular function: protein binding. Lineage: Eukaryota; Metazoa; Arthropoda; Malacostraca; Decapoda; Portunidae. The transcript is spliced from 18 exons.